This is a messenger RNA of Pelmatolapia mariae (spotted tilapia), 3310 nucleotides long. RefSeq names its product BCL2 interacting protein 3 like b (gene bnip3lb). The record is from RefSeq and is a predicted model, not a curated record. Gene Ontology annotation, cellular component: mitochondrial envelope; nuclear envelope; endoplasmic reticulum. NCBI's taxonomy places the organism in Eukaryota, Metazoa, Chordata, Actinopteri, Cichliformes, Cichlidae. Gene Ontology annotation, biological process: positive regulation of apoptotic process; mitochondrial outer membrane permeabilization; defense response to virus. Bases 274 to 927 code for a protein of 217 amino acids. The transcript has 6 exons.
GAGGGAGCGAAGGCGUGAGCGGGCUCGCGGGGAGACUGGCUGCUUCCAGACCAGCUAACGCUCGAAAACAAGCGACAGCUGUGCUGUAGCUUAGCUAGCUGCUGUCCCCCUCAACCCCCAUCUUAAAGAAAAAAUACAAAAGAAAAAAAAAAAGAAGCACACGACUCGGGUCAAUUCUCUUAUUACAACUCUGAAUGUGUGCAGCUAAAACACUGCGCCUUUUGCACUGACUCGAGCCUUUUAUGCAACCCAUCCUGCUCGCCAGGCACGACGAUGUCCGACGCUAACACUACUUCUACAGACAACAACGGAGACUCGGGGCUAAACGGGUCCUGGGUGGAGUUGGAGAUGAACAGAAAUCACCAAGCCCAGUCAUUGUCAACAGUUGGCUCUGUUUCGGGCCUGCUGCCGCUCCCUCAGGUGGAGGAAGAGGAGGCCAUAGUGGGAGGCUUGGAGCAUGUCCCAUCCUCUUCUUCAAUCCACAACGGAGACAUGGAAAAGAUCCUGUUGGAUGCCCAGCAUGAAUCAAGCCGCAGCAACUCGUCCUGUGACAGCCCCCCACGACCCCACUCUCCCCAGGAUGAGGGUCAGAUCAUCUUUGACGCGGAAAGAAGAGACAGCCAGUCUGAAGAGGAUGUCUUGGACAAGGAGAAGGACAUGGACAUCUUAAUGAAGGACGCAGAUUGGGUUGCAGACUGGUCUAGUCGACCGGAAAACAUUCCCCCCAAGGAAUUUCAUUUUCGGCACCCCCGACGCUCAGUAACGCUCAGUAUGAGGAAGACUGGGGCCAUGAAGAAAGGAGGCAUCUUCUCUGCAGAGUUCCUCAAAGUCUUCAUCCCCUCGCUGCUGCUAUCACACAUCCUCGCUCUGGGGCUGGGGGUCUACAUUGGCAAGAGGCUGACCAUGCCACCCACCAGCUCUUUAUGAGCAUGAACAUGAAGAAAAGUGCCUCAGAAGUGGGCAAGCGUCAGAGGAAGUUUUUCUGUCGUGAGAAGAAUGCUUGUCUCUCCUCCCUGUCCUGCUUGCCCCUAUUACCCCUCCUAAACCCUGAGAUAUGACAUGUUCUCAGGAGAAGUGCAUCCUCUUCCUCCUCAGCCUCCCCUCCUUCCUGCCUCUUGGUUUUUUUUUUUCUUGAUCUACUGUUCUUACUGUCUGUUGAUACUCCCCCUACUCUCGACCUCCCCAAUAUCUUUCACUAAUUUGCAUAAACUUUUCAGAAAUGAAGGUCAUAUUUCCUUUUCCUCAUCAGUUGGAAUGUUUAUAAUGCAUGGGUUUCCAGGGAGGGUUGCAGCAUCAAACCAAACUCUUCUUCUACACAUGCUGUUUUAGUGCCCUUUUGACUAACUGACAAGGAAGGACUGUUAUAGAACUGACCAGAGAUUGUGCCACCUGCAGGUGUAGCCCAGUACUCGACCUUGGAAGCAAAUUCAGACUUGGCUACGCAGACUAAAAAUGUGACCAUGCCUUUUUCAGAGUAGCCAUUUUAUUUAGAUAUCUUUUUUUUUUUUUUUUUUAAUAAUUUAUUUUGUAAUGAUGGUGGUUUACUGAGAAGUUUUAAAUAAUGUGAAGGCGUUUCCACAGUGGCCAACCCAUACCACAAGCUCUCAUGAAAUUCACUGGAGGAGUCUGGCUCUGUCUGCCGUUAGAUUUAUGUGACAAUAUGCAGUUAUGUGCAUACGAUUGCAUAUUUUGCUCUGUGACAAGAACUGGAAUACAGGUUGUAGAUGGAAAGGCAGGCAGCGCGUCCCAUUCGGUGUGUACACUAACAGUAUUUUACAUACACCAAUAUGGCUGGGUAACAGUGGUGUAUGUUUCAGGAAAGGUUCAUCUGUCUGUCCAAACUGUGAGUGUCCGAGUUGUCCUUUCAGUGAGCCUCCUGGUUUCUGCGGAGCAUAACCGAUCAUUUCCUGCAUGGUUUUUUUUUUUUUUUUUUUUUUUUUUAACUCUAGACUGGGCUGGGCUUUACGCGAUAAUAGUUUCAAAUUAGUGCGCGCGUUGUGUUGUUCAAAGGUUUGAUGCCAAAAGGCCUAAAAGUGAGAUUUUGAUUUGAGAUUUAAAAAAAAAAAGUUAGAUAUUUGCUUUGAGAACAUUUUUGAGUGUUUAGAGGGUAUCUCAUGAAACAAGUUACUUUUAUACAUGGAAAUUUACUUCCAAAGAUUUUAGAGCCAUUAAGGAAAAUGAUAUAGCCAGCCGUGCUUCCUGACACUCCAACAGGUUUGCCAAAACAAAAAACGAGGAGAAUUAACUUGACGCUGCAGAUGAAGGGAUCAAUUUGGAUAGGCAGAAGGUACCCAGUGGUUCUCAAUCUUGCGCAUGUCUAUCUCUUUCGUGAUGCUGCAGCAGCUUCUGACUGACUGGAGGAAAGUUUGUGUAAACACAGGCUCUAAUGUUAGGACGGCUGUAGCAUGCAUUGAAAACCUUAUCUUUGAGGCUGAUCAGUUUGUCUGAGCCAACCUGGAUCCAGAUGACUUGAAGUCAGUUGGCGUUUCUGCAUCACAUGCAAGAGUUGAUUUGGAGUCGAUAUGCACUCCACCUGCAGCGAAUGUUUUAUUUUAUUUUGUAAUUAUUUUUAGUCAUUGAGGAGUAAGCUGAGUGCUUUUAAGUUUUCUUCCCCUUAUCCACUUGCUCCGAGUCCACUUUAUUGAUGUUCGCGUAUCAGCAUAUAGCACCACAAUGAGUUCCUGUAAGUCGCCACACAACACGUUUGCUUUAGCUUGACGGUUUCUUCCUGUUUAUGACACAAAGUCGAGCAUAAAUGAAAAAUGUUAACAAGGACUUGUUCCCUUUUCAAAAAUGAAUUUCAUUGUGAAAUUUUACAGUACAAAAGAAUAACAUACAAAAUCUUAAAGGAUACGGGGACAGUAAAAUUUGACUCCUCAUUAUGCAUACAAGCUGACUCGAAGACUGGCUAAGAACCACUUGCGGGGUGUGGAUGUUCUCAUUUCAGCCACAGAGAUACUAACCUUUUCUUUCUGCCUAUGUUUGUAUGUGCAGCAUUUGAAAGUGGUAAUCCUUCUCUCCUGUGUAGUUUGUUUUUGAAAUGUUUUUGUUUUUUUCUCCUCUCUUGGUGUUGGACAAAGAUUGUGAACGCACAGGAGUCAUGUUGGACCCGGAUCAUGAUUUAAAGUGUGAAAACAAAAGACCUCCAUUGUUGAUGGCAGGGCCUAAUGUGAAUAGAAAUGGAAGGAGCUGAAAGACUCGUGGUAUGAAAGUGUUUAUUGUAAUGCUACAUUUGCUUUAAUCUCUUUUUUUCCCCACUACAUUGGAGAAGAUAAUGAACAUUUUCGUCAUUAAAGAUUACCUGAAUGAA